Messenger RNA from Boeremia exigua, 886 nucleotides. RefSeq lists its product as uncharacterized. The record is from RefSeq and is a predicted model, not a curated record. NCBI's taxonomy places the organism in Eukaryota, Fungi, Ascomycota, Dothideomycetes, Pleosporales, Didymellaceae. The transcript has 2 exons. Bases 105 to 806 code for a protein of 233 amino acids.
AUGUAGAGCACUCAAAGAAGAAUACCCAUAAACAUUGUCGUGAUUUUCCUUCUUGUACAUUCUUGUCGUUCUCCUGUAUCAAUCAUUGCAAACACCGUGAGCGUAUGAGCACCAUCCGACCACUGAGACAUCUGCUCUCAAUAUCCAAACCCUUCCAGAUAUCAUCAAGACGCACCUUCACCAGCACCAACAUCUCCUGGUCACCCUCCAAGGCUUCAGAAUCAAUCAGGCUCACCUCAAAUAACAUGGCGACUACAGACCCCUCACUGCCCGCCUCAGCCCCCACACCAACAACGCCCUCAGAGCCAAGCCUCCCCAAACUCAGCCAACAUGACUUCCGUGUUUACAACCGUAUGGCUGAGCACAUGGACUACUUCCACAAUCACUUCCGGGAGACCUGGAACAUGCUGUAUGGCACGUGUGAGAGCGGGAAGAGGAGUAAGGGAAUGAGCAUCAGACAAUUCAUCGCGGCGGGGCAGCAAUUUUGUUCGCAACUAGAAAUGCACCACGGGAUAGAAGAGAGGCACAUCUUCCCCGUCCUCGCCAAGAAGAUGCCCGCCUUCAAAAAAGAACUCGAGCUUCUCACCCAGCACAAGCAGAUCCACAAGGGCCUCGACAAGCUAACCAAGUACAUGAGUGAGUGCAGUAGCGGCGAACGCGAGCUCAGACUGCCAGAGCUGAAGGAGAUUCUGGACGGCUUUGGCAAGGUGCUGUGGCAGCAUUUGGAUGAUGAGGUGAAAGAGUUGGGCGCGGAGAAUAUGAGGAAGUACUGGAGUAAGGAGGAGAUGGUUAGGAUGCCGAUGUGAGCUAUGGGAUUGGUACGGCGAGAAACAUAUGACUACAUAGCUUUAUUUACAAGCAAUAUCGCAUUCUUGUUUCUUUGCUC